AUGACUUGCAUGAACACUGCCAAGUCUUCAGGCAUUGGUCUUGUGACACAUCUGUCCACCAUUCUGUUCACUCCACACGCCGCCGUGCCGUGCGCCGUAACCGUUGAGCGACAUCGCUAUGAGCUCUCCCCACGUUUCUUUUUCAUGUUUCUUCCACAGUUGAAUUGCCCUCCCUCGACGCUAGUUAAGACCCAGUUUUCGGAUAUGGAUGACUGCGAAAACUCACCACCGCCCGCCACCCAGUCCUCUGCUGUUGCGGGUGCUCCUGCUACCGUCAAAGCCCGCCCACAUUACCUAUCAGCUUCAUGA
Molecule: messenger RNA, 309 nt
Organism: Suillus subaureus
Lineage: Eukaryota; Fungi; Basidiomycota; Agaricomycetes; Boletales; Suillaceae
Exons: 2
Coding region: 1-309 (102 amino acids)
Source: RefSeq, a predicted model, not a curated record